GCUAUUGAGAAUUUGUAUUAUUCCUUGUAUUCAGCAAAUUAUUCUUUGGUGUAUUAUCUAUUCCAUUUUAACAGACAUUUCUCUUUUGAAGAGCAUCGCCGAUAUAUCGGGAAUAUCAACGGCCGAUAAAUCGAAAUUCACUUUCGAAAAGUGGCGUCGCGUCAUCGAUAUUCGCGCAGAUGUCAAAUUGUGCAUCAUAAAAAGUUGUUUACAAAAUUUUAUCGUGAGUUUUCUCAAAUUUUCGCCAUGGGUGGCUGUCGAUGUACGUUCCAGACAUGCGAGAACAACAGUGCCAACUCCCCAAACAUGCACUUCUUCCACUUUCCCGCCAAGAAGACGGAUUUGUGCAGAAAGUGGGCAAAGUUUGCCAAUCGUGUUGAAUUCAUGUCUCUGCCGUUGGACAAGCUGAAGAACAAAGUCGUGUGUCAGAUGCACUUCCGGACGGAGAGCUUCAUGAACUACCUGCAGAACAGCCUCGUGAAGACGGCAUAUCCCACGCUGAUGCGCUUCGAAGACGUCGUGAUAGACUUGGAGAAGGAUUCUCCGGAAGAGCAGGUAGCCAAGCUGUCGGAUGCCAAUCAAUUGGUGAUGAAGCUGGACGUGCCAGAGAUGGAGGAGGGCGAGACGGCCCAGGACAACUUUGUCAUUGACAUACUGCAGAGCACCGAGGACGACAUCAACAUCUCACCAGGGGAGAAUCUGAUGAUAUCAAAUGCGAGACAGAGUAACCAGCAGAACUUCAUCUUUGAGCUUAAUCAGGUGUUAGAGGACAAGGUGGUGACACCGAGGAAGGAGCACAAGACACCUGCGAUACUCAAUCCCGCGUACAAACAAGCCAGUCGCACCAAAGUGACCCAAAAUGUGGGGUGCGUCGUGAAGAAGCCGCUGCGGAAGCCUGCGCCUCCGUCGGAUGUGAAGCUCACCGCGCGCCAGGAGGUGCUGAUGGAGAUGAAGAUGAAAUCUGAACCAGUGCGUCAGACGGUCAGAGAGGUGAUUGAGUUCGAGAGUCCAGACGUGGUGCCGCAAGAGCUGCCCAAGCAGCCUGAGGAGCCGAAGAGGGACGAAGCGCUGGAGUGCAUGGCCAAGGAGCUGGGAGAGCUGAAGCAAAUGGUGUUGGAGACUGUGAGCACCCUCAAGGCCGUCCCGCCGGCUCCUCCUGCGCCUCAGCCCACGUCCACGAGCACAGCCGAGAGCAGCAAUGGUUCGAAGGGCGAGAAGAGCAUGAACAAGUUGCAGUUGUUUAACGCCAUCAAGCGAUACCUCAAUCCCUCCAUGGUGGCCCUGCUGCGGAUGGAGAUGUUCGGCGGCAUGGAUCGGGAGUGGAAGCAGGACGAGAAGGAAUUCUCCGUGGAAUUGUACAAUCUGGGUCUGAAUGUCUAUGAGUUCAUGCGAGACGAGUGGAGAUUUCGCCUCCCGCCCGAGAAGGCUGUCCAGAAGUGGGCCAGCGAAAUGUAGUCGCAUCC
This is a messenger RNA of Phlebotomus argentipes, 1463 nucleotides long. RefSeq lists its product as uncharacterized. NCBI's taxonomy places the organism in Eukaryota, Metazoa, Arthropoda, Insecta, Diptera, Psychodidae. The record is from RefSeq and is a predicted model, not a curated record. The transcript has a single exon. Bases 247 to 1455 code for a protein of 402 amino acids.